AUGCAAGCCGUGCAGCUGUCCUUGCCUAAGGAUGCCAUCAGCGGCAACCACUUCAAUGUCUACGAUGGAGUUGGUGGAAACAACCUCGGGUCCGGCAGUCAAUACUUCAACACUGAUGCUGGUGUUGUCAUCCACUACGACGGCACCGGUAACCCUACUUUCAACAUAUACCUUCGAGCAUCGAGUCUCGCAGGCAAAUCAUCACUUCUGAGGCCAACGAAGAGCGUUCAAGAUCUAAAAGAUGGACAGCAAACUCAACUCAUCGCAGAGGUUCACAGAUCCCCAUCUUUCCAGAAUAAGCUCAGAAGGAGUCGGCCCGCUACACGUCCGGAAGGCAAGGCACCUUCACUACCACCAAGGAGGCAUAAUUCGAGGCCAGGAUUGAUUGGGAGUUACAGCAAUGAGUCUAUUCCCGAGAUACCAGCGGCAUCGUCCGCCGAUCACCCUGAACCGGACAUCGCACCACUCCCACAAGCAUUAAUCAGUAUUGAAUCAGAUCUUGCUAGCAACAACAAACUAAUUGAGCUCAGCCAAGUACCGGAAGACACCCCUUCUCUAGCUUCCACCCGAUCAGCUAGUCCUUCACCUACACGCAAGGAUGACGACCAGUCCAGUGGCCGAGGAGAGGUACAAAUAGGUGACUGGAGCCUAAGCACAGCCAUACCGCAUCGCAAACGGGACUUGUUCAGAGCAUCAUCAGCUGUGGCCUUAUUUUCUAUUAUGUCACACAUAGGUAUAGUCGGUACAAUCUCAUAUCCGGACACGAGGUCGACGGCCGCCACGCCUGCCUGA
Molecule: messenger RNA, 792 nt
Organism: Lithohypha guttulata
Lineage: Eukaryota; Fungi; Ascomycota; Eurotiomycetes; Chaetothyriales; Trichomeriaceae
Exons: 1
Coding region: 1-792 (263 amino acids)
Source: RefSeq, a predicted model, not a curated record